This is a messenger RNA of Cynocephalus volans (Philippine flying lemur), 1729 nucleotides long. RefSeq names its product ribosomal protein S6 kinase related (gene RSKR). Gene Ontology annotation, biological process: protein phosphorylation. The transcript is spliced from 12 exons. NCBI's taxonomy places the organism in Eukaryota, Metazoa, Chordata, Mammalia, Dermoptera, Cynocephalidae. The record is from RefSeq and is a predicted model, not a curated record. Bases 77 to 1402 code for a protein of 441 amino acids. Gene Ontology annotation, molecular function: ATP binding; protein kinase activity.
UGAGGGUGGCCUCUUCCCUCCUCUGCCCUGAAGCUGUAUCACAGAUAUUUUCCAGUCCUAGUGUGAUAAAGGCUCCAUGCUGAUGAAUCUCUGCACAUUGGAAGAGGCGGAGCUCAUGUGUAACGCAGCGUCAGGGGGAGGAAUUACUUAUGUAACUGGGACAGCAGAUUUAGCAGAAGGAGAGAGGAGGCAGAGACUGGGGAUGGGAGCAGUGAGUUGUCGGCAAGGGCAACACACUCAGGUGGCUGCUCCUCACAAGCAGGGUGGCAACAUCCAGGGCUCCUGGGCCAGAGCCUGGAAGAGCCUCUGGUCAGGUCUGGGGACCAUCAGGUCAGGUCUGGAAGAGCUGUGGGAACUACGGGGUCAUCAGUGCCUGCACCAGGAGCCCCUAGAGCCAGCCCCACUGCUGUCUGAGUGGCCAGUGCCUCAGUUCAUCAGCCUCUUUCUACCGGAGUUUCCCAUUAGGCCCAUUAGGGGGCAGCAGCAGCUGAAGAUUUUAGGCCUUGUGGCUAAAGGCUCCUUUGGAACUGUCCUCAAGGUGCUAGAUUGUGCCCAGGAAGCUGUAUUUGCAGUGAAGGUGGUACCCAAGGUAAAGGUCCUACAAAUGGACACCCUAAGGCAGUGCAAAGAGGAGGUUAGCAUCCAGCGACAGAUCAACCAUCCUUUUGUACACAGCUUGGGGGACAGCUGGCAGGGAAAACGGCACCUCUUCAUUAUGUGUAGCUACUGCAGCACAGAUCUGUACUCCUUGUGGUCUGCUGUUGGCUGUUUUCCUGAGGCUUCCAUCCGUCUCUUUGCUGCUGAGCUGGUCCUGGUGCUAUGCUAUCUCCAUGACUUGGGCAUCAUCCAUCGAGAUGUGAAGAUGGAGAAUAUCCUCCUGGAUGAACGAGGCCAUCUGAAACUGACAGAUUUUGGUCUAUCCCGCCACCUUCCCCAGGGAGCCAGAGCCUAUACUAUUUGUGGUACUCUUCAGUACAUGGCACCAGAGGUCCUGAGUGGAGGACCUUACAAUCAUGCUGCCGAUUGGUGGUCCUUGGGUGUUUUGCUUUUCUCUCUGGCAACUGGAAAGUUCCCAGUGGCUGCAAAGAAAGAUCAUGUGGCCAUGUUAGCAAGUGUGACCCACUUUGACUCUGAGAUCCCAGCUUCUCUUAACCAGGGGCUCUCACUCCUGCUCCAUGAGCUUUUAUGCCAGAAUCCUCUCCACCGUCUCCGUUAUCUGCAUCACUUCCAGGUCCACCCUUUCUUUCGGGGUGUGGCCUUUGACCCAGAGAUCCUACAGAAGCAACCAGUGAACUUUGUCAUGGAGGCACAAGCUACCCAGCCCAGUCCAUCGGAGUCUGUGUUCUUCAAGGACUUUGACUGUGAUCUGGAGUCCUUCCUGGUCCACCCCAUCCCUGAUUGAGCCUCUCUGUUUUAGAUUGGGGCCCAGCUGGGAACCUGACGAUCUCCUCCACUGUCAACUCAGUAUGACCACCUUGAUGAUCCAGUGUGUUUUUACUGUGUAGCCCCUUACCAUUCUGUUCUUCUAGGCGUUGGACCAAAGCUCCAGUUUUGGGCAUUCUCCUACUGGUAGCCACAACUGGCCCUAGCCCUUCCCCUUCGUACAACCCACCUCUCAAUUCAACAUCUCAGAUCAGGGUGGUGACCUUUUCCUUUCCUUCACUUCGCAAGUUGUCAGCCAGAGGCUUCUUCCACUUUUCCCUCUUCUUGUUUCUUUGUCAUGUUUCCU